UCUGGUUCUGACGACCGGAAGGGAAGGGACAGAAUUCAGCAGAGACUCUAGGACCCCCGAAAGCCGCGCCCUAAAAGGCGUUCCCAGCAUGCCCUACGCCGCUCCGGUCAAGCGCAGUACUCCACCUCCCAGAGGCCCUUGCGCGGAGCCGCUCCGCAGCCGCGCCUUUGUGAGCUCUACCGGCUCCGCGAGAUCGAGCCCCGGCCCCGGCCAGACCUGUCUAGGCGCCGAGCGAGAGGUGACAAGGACUGAGGAGACUCUCGUUUGCUUUCUCAGGACAUCUCCCUGCUCCCAGGAACACAGUCAUAUAUUCUUGAAGCUUUAACGCCAUGUCCAAGGAUUUGCUGACAUUUGAGGAUGUGUCUGUAAAUUUCACUCAAGAGGAAUGGCAGUGGCUGAGUAACACACAGAGAGACUUGUACAGGAAGGUGACAUUGGAGAACUAUAGGAGCCUGGUGUCGCUGGCAGGAAUUCCUGUUUACAAACCAGCCGUGGUCUCAUUACUGGAACAAGGAAAAGACCCCUGGAUGGUGCAGAAGAAGGGAACAAGAGACACAUGUCCUGAUUGGAAGUAUAUAUUCAAAGGCACUGAAUUUAUAUCAAAGCAAGAUAUUUAUAAAGAAUCUGCCAAAGUCCUAACAAUGGGAAGAAGCCAUUUUAAUUCCAGCCUUGACUGUCCCGAUUUGAAAGAAGACCAUGAAAAUGAAGACUGGUUUAAAGACAGGUCGGGACGUCAGGAGGUGCAUUCCCAUCAGUUGUUCAUCACUCAUAAAGAAGUCCCUGAAGGUGAAAUUAGUGGGUGUAAUCCACCUUGUCAAGCCUUCCGUCAGAAUGCAACACUAGACAUGCCACAAAGUUCCUCUACCAAAGAAAGAAUAGAUCAGAGUGAGCCACAAAAGAGAAGUUACCGGAAAAAGUCUGUUGAAAUGAAACAUAAGAAGGUCCAGGUAGAAAAGAGAAUCCUGAAGUGUAGUGAAUGUGAGAAAGUCUUUAACCAGACCUCAUCCCUUACACUCCAUCAGAGAAUUCAUACCGGAGAGAAACCCUACGCAUGCGUCGAAUGUGGGAAAGCCUUCAGCCAAAGCGCAAACCUAGCGCAACAUAAGAGAAUACACACUGGGGAGAAGCCUUAUGAAUGUAAAGAGUGUAGGAAGGCCUUCAGCCAGAAUGCACAUCUUGCUCAGCAUCAGAGAGUUCAUACUGGAGAGAAACCUUACCAGUGUAAAGAAUGUAAAAAAGCCUUUAGCCAGAUUGCACACCUGACUCAGCAUCAAAGAAUUCAUACCGGAGAGCGACCUUUUGAAUGUAUUGAAUGUGGAAAAGCAUUCAGUAACGGUUCAUUCCUUGCCCAGCAUCAGAGAAUUCAUACGGGUGAGAAACCGUAUGUGUGCCAUGUGUGUGGGAAAGCUUUUAGUCACCGGGGAUACCUAAUUGUCCAUCAGAGAAUUCAUACUGGGGAGAGACCCUAUGAAUGUAAAGAAUGUAGGAAGUCUUUCAGCCAGUAUGCACACCUUUCUCAACAUCAGAGAGUGCAUACUGGAGAGAAACCUUAUGAAUGUAAAGUAUGUAGGAAAGCAUUCAGCCAGAUUGCUUACCUUGAUCAACAUCAGAGGGUCCAUACCGGAGAGAAACCCUAUGAAUGUGCCGAAUGUAGAAAAGCCUUCAGCAACAGUUCAUCGCUUGCACAGCAUCAGAGAAGUCACACAGGAGAGAAACCCUAUAUAUGUAAGGAAUGUAGGAAAACAUUUAGCCAAAAUGCAGGCCUUGCUCAACAUCAAAGAAUCCAUACUGGAGAGAAACCUUAUGAAUGUAAUAUUUGUGGGAAAGCCUUUAGUUAUAGUGGAUCUCUUACCCUACAUCAGAGAAUUCAUACCGGAGAAAGACCUUAUGAAUGUAAAGAUUGCAGGAAAUCGUUCAGGCAGCGUGCACACCUUGCUCAUCAUGAGAAAGUCCAUACUAUGGAGCCUUUCUUGUCCCUUUCCUCUCCGUCACCCUCCAUGUCGAGUCAGUUGCCAAGAACUCUAGGUUUAAUCUCUUAAAUAUGACCCAAAUCUGACCCAUUGGAACCAUUUAUAUUACAUCAUCCUUGUCUUCUUUGUGUUACUCUGUUGUGUGUGGAAGAGUGAAAUGGUUUUCUAGUGUAUUCACCCAUGCCUCUUGUCAGUUUCCACACUUCAGCCAAACUUUACAAAAACAAAUUUUGGUCAUAUUAUUUAUCCCUCAUUAAUUAAAAUUGCUUACCAAUAUCCAAAAGUUUGUAGGU
Mus pahari (shrew mouse) is the source of this 2263-nucleotide messenger RNA. RefSeq names its product zinc finger protein 583. The record is from RefSeq and is a predicted model, not a curated record. The transcript is spliced from 5 exons. Gene Ontology annotation, cellular component: nucleus. NCBI's taxonomy places the organism in Eukaryota, Metazoa, Chordata, Mammalia, Rodentia, Muridae. Gene Ontology annotation, molecular function: RNA polymerase II cis-regulatory region sequence-specific DNA binding; DNA-binding transcription factor activity, RNA polymerase II-specific. Bases 330 to 2039 code for a protein of 569 amino acids. Gene Ontology annotation, biological process: regulation of transcription by RNA polymerase II.